CAGCGCGCGCCGCUCGCAGCCGCCUUUUCUGCCACCAACUGUGUCUCUCACUCGCGGCGCCGGCACAGCGACAGGCGCCCCGCGCUUGCCUCCUUCCCGGCCGGGCCGCCUCCUGCAGGCAGCUGCUCAGUCCGCGCGGGGAGCUCAGCCCGGCGCCCCGCCUCAGCGCCCAUGACCAGCGACUUCCAGAAGUCCUGACGCCCCAGGGUGCAAAUCCGGCCGCAAUGAACGCGAGCGCCGCCUCGCUCAACGACUCCCAGGUGGUGGUAGUGGCGGCCGAAGGAGCGGCGGCGGCGGCCACAGCAACAGGGGGGCCGGACACCGGCGAAUGGGGACCCCCUGCUGCUGCGGCUCUGGGAGCCGGCGGCGGAGCUAAUGGGUCUCUGGAGCUGUCCUCGCAGCUGUCGGCUGGGCCACCGGGACUCCUGCUGCCAGCGGUGAAUCCGUGGGACGUGCUCCUAUGCGUGUCGGGGACAGUGAUCGCUGGAGAAAAUGCGCUGGUGGUGGCGCUCAUCGCGUCCACUCCGGCGCUGCGCACGCCCAUGUUCGUGCUGGUGGGCAGUCUGGCCACCGCUGACCUGCUGGCGGGCUGUGGCCUCAUCUUGCACUUUGUGUUCCAGUACGUGGUGCCCUCGGAGACUGUGAGUCUGCUCACGGUGGGCUUCCUCGUGGCUUCCUUCGCCGCUUCUGUCAGCAGCCUGCUGGCCAUUACGGUGGACCGCUACCUGUCCCUGUAUAACGCGCUCACCUAUUACUCGCGCCGGACCCUGUUGGGCGUGCACCUCCUGCUUGCCGCCACCUGGACCGUGUCCCUAGGCCUGGGGCUGCUGCCUGUGCUGGGCUGGAACUGCCUGGCAGAGCGUGCCGCCUGCAGCGUGGUGCGCCCGCUGGCGCGCAGCCACGUGGUGCUGCUCUCCGUCGCCUUCUUCAUGGUCUUCGGCAUCAUGCUGCACCUGUACGUGCGCAUCUGCCAGGUGGUCUGGCGCCACGCGCACCAGAUCGCGCUGCAGCAGCACUGCCUGGCGCCACCCCACCUCGCCGCCACCAGAAAAGGUGUGGGUACGCUGGCUGUUGUGCUGGGCACUUUCGGCGCCAGCUGGCUGCCCUUCGCCAUCUAUUGCGUGGUGGGCAGCCACGAGGACCCGGCAGUCUACACUUACGCCACCCUGCUGCCCGCCACCUACAACUCCAUGAUCAAUCCCAUCAUCUAUGCCUUCCGCAACCAGGAGAUUCAGCGCGCCCUGUGGCUCCUGUUUUGUGGCUGUUUCCAGUCCAAAGUGCCCUUUCGUUCCAGGUCCCCCAGCGAGGUCUGAAGGGCUCGCUCCAUGUCCUCUCACCAACACCACACCCCCAACAAGCCAGCCUUUGGUAAGCUUGGUACCUGCUGAUGAACUCUGAGAUCCCAAUGGUGUGAGUCUGACUGUGGAAAGAAAAAGGGACUAAAGAGAAAUUCAACAAACUCAAAAGGACAAAGAGGCUUGUUGGCACUUUACAUAUACAGUGUAUACAUGUGUACAUAUAUAUACAAAUAUUUGUAUCUUCUGGAGGUGUUCAGGAUGUGGAGCUUCCUAUUCUGUGAAAAACCAAGAAAAAGAUACGAUUGUAUACUCAAAUUGUACAUCACAUUUGUCAAACGAAUACAUUCCAAUACUGCUUAAUUAUAGCACUUUAUUUUUAGCUGCUGAACUGCCAGAACAGUGUUGCCAUUUUCAAGGGCAGGGAAAAGGGAGUAAAAGGUGUAUUUUUGUUGUAUGUGAUAGAAUAUUUUGCUGCACAUGCAUCAAAAAAUUACAACAUAUUUUGUACACGAAUAAACCCAUUACAAGAAUGUAAUUUGGGGUAUGUGACUGACUAUAGAAUUACUAUUAGAAAGCUGAA
This is a messenger RNA of Macaca mulatta (Rhesus monkey), 1878 nucleotides long. NCBI's taxonomy places the organism in Eukaryota, Metazoa, Chordata, Mammalia, Primates, Cercopithecidae. The record is from RefSeq and is a predicted model, not a curated record.